AUGCUAUUGGGAUUAAAUAUAUUUAAUCGAAUCAACUCUAUUAAGUAUCAAUUUCAAGUAUUAUCUGAAUUACAAAAAAACAAUAUCAACCAAUAUGAUCCAAGUGAUUCACCUUUUAUAUUUAUUGGAGGACAUCAAAGUACAGGUAAACUAGAUUUUCCAAUAACAUUAAAUAAUAAAAGUACUGGAUUAAUGCGCAUUCUUAUGGACAUUCAUCCAUUAGUUCGUUGUGGACCUGAACCAGUCGUGACUAGGGAGCUAUUAAGGUAUAGAAGACAUUUGGAGACCAUGAGUGAUCUAUUGUCACAGUCUGGGAUUACUGAAAAUUUGUUGGAUGAUGCCAGUGCAGCAUUUAUUGCAACAAUUAUUCAAGAAAUGGGCCCUCAAGCUCCAAGACUUUGUCACAAGGAUCCCUCAUCAUUUAUAUAUCUCGAGGAACUGGCUGAUAUAUUUCCGAAAGCAAAAUUUAUUCAUAUGCUUAGGGACGGAAGAGCUGCUAUUGCGUCUACAAUACAAAACAUCAAUUCUAAUUAUACAUCUGAAAAUAUCACAGAAGCAAUUUUAACUUGGGAUGAAUUAACAACACAAAUAUUAGAGGAUUGUGAAUACAUUGGUAGUGAAAAAUGUUUAACUAUACGUUAUGAAUGUUUAGUAUUGAAUCCACUUAGGGAAAUCCAGAAAGUCCUCCACUUUCUCGAAUUGCCAUGGGAUGAAAAACUACUUAAAUAUGGAACUGAAUUCAGUCGAACAGAUCAGUUAAUUCACAACAGUUCUCUAGAUGCGUGGUCAGAGGCAAAUUCACUUCUAUCGGAAGAAUAUAUCAAGUUCAUGAAUGAAAAUAGCUUAGCACUAAAACAGUUGAAUUAUCUUACAGAUAAAAUCCCACCGAAUUAUGCUACAAUCUGCAACAUCUAA
This is a messenger RNA of Schistosoma spindalis, 915 nucleotides long. The record is from the annotation of a GenBank genome assembly. Lineage: Eukaryota; Metazoa; Platyhelminthes; Trematoda; Strigeidida; Schistosomatidae.